CACACCCCACCUUCUCUCGCACAAGACACUCAUUUUCCCUCUCUCUCUCUCUCUCUCUCUCUCACACCCUGGAGGAGCUGUGUCUCGGUUGAGAAAACUCAUUCGGGUCAGAGAAAUAUGUUUUUACAAUUUCAGAAUCUGUAACCUCCCAUGGUUUUUCCUUUCGUUUUCUUCCUCAGCAACCAAACGAAAUGCAAGGGGUUUCUCAUCAAAAGCUUUGAUUUUUAUUAGGAGGAGGAUAUGGCGAGCGCAGUGGACGCGGCGGGAGAUCCGAUCCCGACAUCGGCGGUUCUGACGGCGUCUUCGAAGCACAUAGCAGUGAGGUGCCAAGCGGAAAACGUGGCCUUCCUCAAGUGCAAGAAGCAGGAUCCUAACCCCGAGAAAUGCCUUGACAAAGGCCGACAAGUCACUCGCUGCGUCCUUGGCCUGCUGAAAGAUCUUCACCAGAAUUGUACAAAAGAGAUGGAUGCAUAUGUUGGAUGCUUGUAUUACCACACAAAUGAGUUUGAUUUAUGUCGCAAAGAGCAGGAAGCAUUUGAGAAAGCCUGCCCUUUGGAAUGAGAGAGUGUGAGACUAAUAACACAAUCUCCUGGUCACAAUAAUAUAGGCAGUUUGCAUUGAGCAAGUACUGCUGUUGAAUACAGUUUUAGGCAAUGGAUGUUGUCACCCAUUUUGGCAUGUUCAGUGUUCAGGUUUGCAACUGGAAAUGCUUCUAAGCAAAAGACAAUAUUGCCCUCUUUUCAAUUAUAAUUAUUUAUGACUGACUGAAUUCCUUUCAAUACCAAGACUGGCGGAUUUUGCAAUGUGCA
Juglans regia (Persian walnut) is the source of this 809-nucleotide messenger RNA. RefSeq names its product NADH dehydrogenase [ubiquinone] 1 alpha subcomplex subunit 8-B. The transcript has 2 exons. The record is from RefSeq and is a predicted model, not a curated record. Bases 241 to 561 code for a protein of 106 amino acids. Lineage: Eukaryota; Viridiplantae; Streptophyta; Magnoliopsida; Fagales; Juglandaceae. Gene Ontology annotation, biological process: mitochondrial electron transport, NADH to ubiquinone.